Messenger RNA from Wyeomyia smithii (pitcher-plant mosquito), 1297 nucleotides. Its product is annotated as glutamic acid-rich protein. Bases 188 to 1117 code for a protein of 309 amino acids. The transcript has 5 exons. The record is from RefSeq and is a predicted model, not a curated record. NCBI's taxonomy places the organism in Eukaryota, Metazoa, Arthropoda, Insecta, Diptera, Culicidae.
AACGCCGGUGAAUUGAGUGUUAAAUGACGUUUGGUAGAUUCCAUUUUCCUACAAUUCUUUGAAAUCUUUCGAAGCGGCACUUUUAGGAAGUUCACAUAAUUUUAAUUAAAGACAUACUAUCUUAAGCGUUUUUUUGCUGCUAACAAACAUUUAAUUACGUCACAGUGAUCGCCAACAAAAUUUCACCAUGCGUAGCCGAACGGAAUUAGUUACUACUAAACUAGAGGGCUCUGACUUCGAAGAGGAAACCGAUUUCGAGGACUCCGAAGAAGAUUGGCAGCCUGCAAAAGAUGAUCCGAAAAACAAACCUAAAGUUAAAAGUCCCAGUAGACCCAGAAAAUCAACUGCAGGAAACAAAAAUGGAGCUAAGAAACGCGGUCGAAAGUCAGUAAAGAAACCCAAGAAAAAGACAUCUGAAGAGGAUGAUGGCGAUGAAGAAGAAGUGGCAGAGGAAGAAGAGGAGGAGGAGGUCGCGGUCCCUUCCAAAAAGGCCAAAAAAUCAACGACGGAAUCAGUAUUGCAGGAUGAAGGUAAAUCUCCGGCGUCAUCCUCCACCGGCAAGCAAGAAGCGACAACAUCGGCAGUUCCGUCGUCAAAACCACAACCACUGCAGCGCAAAAUAGCUAAUCCAUUGAAAAGUUUUCCGGAUAAAUGCGGAUUUUUGAAUCUAUAUAUCUUCAGAGGAGAUCUGAAGGACGGUAUCAUUAACAACACACAGGUUUGUUUGUGGCGACGGGAUGGAUCUAGUUUGCUACAAAAAUAUCUUCGAGACACAACUGUCACUACUGAGAACCCACAGUAUUCAUCUUCUAUGGUGUAUUCAUGCUGGGAAGAUAAGCGAGCUGAUGAAUAUCUGGAAGUAAAAGUUAAAUGUCUGGAUCAAGCCAAACAAGUUCGUGUAGAAUUGAUCGGGGCUUCUGAACUGGAGGCAAAAGCAGCUUCUGAGUAUGAAAAAUACGUAGAUGUGCACGGUGUACCACCUCCUCGUAAUAACGCGCGCAAAACAGGAAACGACGCAAGUGCUGGUACGGAAGAUGAAGACGAUGAGGACGGGGAUGAUGACUACGAUGAUGUUGAAGACGACGAGGAAGACGAGGCAGUUAAGGAAGAAGAGUGAAAUGAUAAAAGAAUACCCCGGCAAACGCCAGGUGAUUCAUAUUUUAUAACUUUUAACCAUACAACUUAUACCUACACAAUGCAUCUGUGUUUGCUAUAGUUUUGCCAAUCAGAAUUACUUUGAUCCUAGGUAUCAUCGUAUAAAACUUAAGAAUAAAUUAUAAACAAUCAUCAUUCAUAA